Messenger RNA from Engraulis encrasicolus (European anchovy), 3226 nucleotides. It is a transcript of the gene kdm7aa, whose product is annotated as lysine (K)-specific demethylase 7Aa. Gene Ontology annotation, molecular function: transcription coregulator activity; histone demethylase activity. The transcript has 18 exons. The record is from RefSeq and is a predicted model, not a curated record. Lineage: Eukaryota; Metazoa; Chordata; Actinopteri; Clupeiformes; Engraulidae. Gene Ontology annotation, biological process: protein demethylation; regulation of transcription by RNA polymerase II. The coding region runs from base 18 to 2672 and encodes 884 amino acids.
UUGGGGACAGUAGGAAGAUGGCGGCUGCACCGCUAUACUGUGUCUGCCGGCAGCCCUACGAUGUUAGCCGGUUUAUGAUCGAAUGUGACAUUUGUAAGGACUGGUUUCACGGCAGCUGCGUGCAAGUAGAGGAGCACCAUGCGGCGGACAUCGAUGUCUAUCACUGUCCCAACUGCGACGUCCAGCAUGGACCCUCCUUGAUGAAAAAGCGCAAUAACUGGCAUCGCCAUGACUACACGGAGGCGGAUGAUGGCACGAGGCCGGUGCAGGCGGGCACGUCCGUGUUUGUGCGGGAGCUGCAGGAGAGGACCUUUCCCAGUGCGGAUGAGAUCGUCCACCGCAUGCAGGGGCACCAGGUUACGGCCAAGUACCUGGAGAAGCAUGGCUUCAACUACCCCAUCAUGUUGCCCGACUUCGAGGGCCUGGGGCUCAAGCUGCCGCCUCCCUCCUUCUCUGUCAAAGACGUGGAGCAGUGCGUAGGGGGUGACAAGGUCAUCGAUGUGAUUGACGUAGCACGGCAGGCAGACAGCAAGAUGAAGCUGCGAGAGUUUGUCAAGUAUUACUACCAGCCAGAACGACCAAAAGUGUUGAAUGUCAUCAGCUUGGAAUUCUCUGACACAAAGAUGUCGGACCUGGUGGUGGUGCCAGACGUGGCCCAGAAGAUGUCCUGGGUGGAGAACUACUGGCCCGACGACUCCUUCUUCCCCAAGCCCUUCGUGCAGAAGUACUGCCUCAUGGGAGUCAAGGACAGCUACACUGACUUCCACAUAGACUUCGGAGGCACCUCCGUCUGGUACCAUGUCCUCUGGGGAGAGAAGAUAUUUUACUUGAUCGAGCCGACCAAGGCCAACCUUGCACUUUACGAGGCGUGGAGUUCCUCGGUCAACCAGAGCGAGGUGUUCUUCGGCGACAAGGUGGAGAAGUGCUACAAGUGUGUGGUACGGCAAGGCACCACUAUUCUCCUUCCAACAGGAUGGAUCCAUGCUGUGCUCACCUCUCAGGAUUGCAUGGCGUUUGGAGGAAACUUUCUUCACAAUUUGAAUAUUGGCAUGCAGCUCAGGUGCUAUGAGAUGGAGCGAAGACUGAAGACUCCUGACCUCUUCAAGUUCCCCUAUUUUGAGGCCAUCUGUUGGUAUGUGGCCAAGAACCUCCUGGAAACGCUGAGAGAAUCGCGAGAGGAUAACUGCGUGCCCCAGUCCUACCUGGUGGAGGGGGUGAAAGCUUUAAUUAGUGCACUGAAGACAUGGCUGAAGAGAGAGAUGUCCGCGCCCACCAGUGAGGUCCCUGACCAUAUCAGACCGCACCAUCUGGUCAAGGAGCUCACUAAGGAAAUCCGCUACCUGGAGGAGGACCCGAAUGGCAACAGCAGCGGACACAAGCCAAUGAAAUCUCAGGGAAUGGGGGGCUGUCCCCUGACUCGCUCCACGCUGGAGCGGGGGUGCCAUGCGCGGAGGAUGGCCCGGAGACUGCGGGAGCAGCAGCACCACCAUCAACACGGCGGCCCCAAGCUGCCCAACAACCUGGAAGUCCUGGAGAGGCACACGCGAGAGGUGCUGAAGCGGCUGGAGGUCGGGCCCCUGGAGCAGGAUCCCGAUUUUAGCACCAAAGUGCACGGGAAGUUCAACAAGGUGUCCAUGGCCUCCGCAGUCACGAUCGAAAAGGGUCUGGACAACAACCUGCACCUGGUGAUGUGCAAUGGCAGAAUUGUCAGAGAUCAGCGGCCUCGUUGCCUGGUGAAGACUGAGGAUGGGAGCAUGAUUUCUUGCCAACUUCAACAGGUCAAGAUGGAAAAGACUGAUUCAGAUGAAGAGCAGCCAUGCUCCACAGGAAAAGACAUGAAUUCAAGUGCUCAGCCAGAACUCAGGAGAGAAAUGUCAAGUGUCUCGGACACAGAGUCAGACAGUGAAAGCACAGAGCGAAGGGACUCGUCUUCGUCAUCGUCGUCGUCGGAUUCAGGGAGUUCGGAGGACGAGAGGGAGGAUGUGAAGGGCUCAAUGGAGGACUCAGGGGAGCAGCAGGCUAACACGAAACACAAUCACAAACACAGGCCACUCAAGAGAGAACGUCCUACCUCACCAAGCACAGAAGAAGCCAUUCAGGGCAUGCUGUCCAUGGCGGGGCUACUGUGCCCUCAGCAGCCCAGCGACGAGGACGCGCGCUCCCAGGAGCCCUGGUGGUCCCGUCUCGGUCACCAAGCGCGCCCACCCUCCGCACCCCACGAACACCACCACCAUCACCACCACCACCAGUCGGAGGAGGAGCGAGGGAUGAGAGUUGGUGGAGGCGGAGGCGGCGGCAACCAGGGCUUCAUGGACAGUCAGGGCAACAGUAGCAGCGAGGCCUGGGACCACACGGAGCUCGCUCACAGCCCUUUGCACCAAGACCAGGAUCAUCAGGAUCGUCGCGAUCGAGAGACAGAGGGGGAUCGGGGGGAGGAGGAAGAGGAGGAGGAGGAGGACGCCGACAACGGCAGCAGCCCUCGCAUCGACUUCCAGUACCGCGAGAGCUCCACGUCGCCGCCACUGCACCCCUCGAAGAGGCACGCUUCCAACCCCCCGCCCAUCAGCAAUCAGGCCACAAAAGGCAAGCGACCGAAAAAAGGAAUGGCGACCGCCAAGCAGAGACUGGGGAAGAUCCUGAAGCUCAGCCGGCACAAUCGCCUCUUUGUGUAGCCACGGAGAUGCAGGAGGAGAGAUGCUCUCACAGAAGAGAAGAGCGCCUACUGUCUCUGGGCUUUGGAAUGAUCUGCUCUUGUACUUAAUUUGAACUUUUGGUUUAAAGUAACACACACACACACACACACACACACACACACACACACACACACACACACACACACACACACACACACACACACACACACACACACACACACACACACGCCACGUCUGGAGCAUGAUGCAGCACCCAUGAACACACCACAUGCCCACGCACAUUCAUCACAUCCAGCCCCACUCGUACACACCCACACACCCACACACACACACACCCACACACACACACACCCACACACCCACACACACACACACCCACACACACUCUCACUCACUCACUGUGCAUGCUUAUGAGACAGGGUACUUUUGAUGGAAGCAAGCACACUGCUACACCUGUUCAAGACACCCAGAUGGUGGAGCUAAAGGAGAGAUGGGAAAAAAAGAAAAGAGGAUAUGUUCUCGACACUGCAGGGACUGUGGAAAAAUUACUAUGGUUGUGACUUCAAAAAAAC